AGUAUUCUUUAUUUUUUUUUGCUGUUCAAAUUCUUUUUGUGUUAACGAAGGUGAUGCCGAGAAAAUGUGGAAGACUGGCGAUUUGAGUAGAAGCAGUUACGCAGCCAAAAAAAUGAUUCAAUGCCUAGCAGAGCAUAUAGGACUGGUGUACAGCUCGACCAAAAUCAACGAUCGCGUUUACCUGAAAAUGAUUUCCAGAUUAAACCACACCAUUGACCCCAAAGAAAUGCAAGAUGUGCUGAAUUACUUUACCUGGUAUAACGAUGUGAAAAGACAAGUGUCUGCCCGAUAUUUAAUUCUCAUGGAAGGGAUUGUAUCUGAGAAUGCGGAAGAAUUGUACGUGGAACCUUUUGAUUUUGCCGCCGAUUUGAUCAACAAACUCGACGAAUGCAGAGGAAUCAUAAUAACAAACGAGGAAACGUUCGUGUUUGACUUCCUGGUGUGUCUCCUUCACGCCAAAGCGGUGGACCGCUUCUGGAGAUUUUACGAGUUCAACUUGGAACAACACAGUGUGAUUCCCGCGGAAAAUGAUCUUUACUCACCGUGCUUGACGUUUGAAAAUUUUUUGAAAUAUGAUGCGUCUAAAUGCAUUCAACGUACGCGAAAGACUUAA
Cloeon dipterum is the source of this 613-nucleotide messenger RNA. RefSeq lists its product as uncharacterized. The coding region runs from base 65 to 613 and encodes 182 amino acids. NCBI's taxonomy places the organism in Eukaryota, Metazoa, Arthropoda, Insecta, Ephemeroptera, Baetidae. The record is from RefSeq and is a predicted model, not a curated record. The transcript has 7 exons.